AUGAAGUAUAGUCUUACAAUUGUCGCAGCUUUUGCUGCUCACGUUGCUGCUGUCAGUGUCUCCGGCGCCGCUGAGGGUUUCGCCAAAGGUGUUACUGGUGGUGGUGAUGCCACUGCCGUCUAUCCUACUAGUAUUGCCCAGUUGACCUCAUACCUUGGUGAUGAUGAGGCUCGUGUCAUUGUCCUUGACAGAGAGUUCGACUACACUGAUUCCGAGGGUACAACCACUGAAACUGGCUGUGCUCCUUGGGGUACUGCUUCUGCCUGUCAGUUGGCUAUUAACCAGAACGACUGGUGUGACAACUAUGAGUCCGAUGCCGCAUCUGUCUCUGUGACAUACUACAACGCUGGUGUUGAAGGUAUUACCGUUGGUUCUGAUAAGACCAUCUUGGGUGUAGGCUCAGAGGGUAUCAUCAAGGGUAAGGGACUUCGUCUCGUCGGAUCUAGCAAUGUUAUCAUCCAAAACAUUGCUAUCACCGAUCUCAAUCCCAAGUACGUCUGGGGUGGCGAUGCUAUCACUCUUGAUGACACUGAUCUAGUGUGGAUCGAUCACGUUACUACUGCUCGUAUUGGCCGCCAGCACAUUGUUCUGGGCACCUCUGCCUCCAACCGUGUGACAAUCUCAAACCACUACCUCGACGGUGUGACCGACUACUCUGCCACCUGCGACGGCUACACCUACUGGGGUAUAUACCUCGAUGGAUCUAACGAUCUGGUGACCCUGAAGGACAGCUACAUCUACAGAACUAGCGGCCGUAGUCCCAAGGUCCAGGGCAACACACUCCUCCACGCCGUCAACAACUACUGGUAUGACAACAGCGGCCAUGCCUUCGAGAUCGGCUCGGGUGGUUACGUUCUGGCUGAAGGAAACGUCUUCCAGAACGUUGAUACCGUUGUCGAGUCUCCUAUCGAUGGUGACCUGUUCACUUCGCCCGACACGUCUACCAACGAAGACUGCGAGACCUACUUGGGACGUGCUUGCAAGAUCAACGGAUUUGGUUCUUCUGGAACCUUCGAUCAAUCUGAUGAGGGUUUCUUCAGUGACUUCUCGGGCAAGAACAUUGCAUCUGCCGACGCCUACACUACUGUCGUAUCAUACGUCAAAGCUAAUGCCGGUCAAGGUAAUCUGUAA
Messenger RNA from Penicillium taxi, 1131 nucleotides. RefSeq names its product polysaccharide lyase family 1 protein. Bases 1 to 1131 code for a protein of 376 amino acids. The record is from RefSeq and is a predicted model, not a curated record. The transcript is spliced from 5 exons. Gene Ontology annotation, molecular function: pectate lyase activity. NCBI's taxonomy places the organism in Eukaryota, Fungi, Ascomycota, Eurotiomycetes, Eurotiales, Aspergillaceae.